UCCAUGGUGGCUAAUCUUUUCAAGAGCCUGAUUUUACCUUACAUACAUAAGCUUUGCAAAGGAAUGUUUACAAAGAAAUUGGGAAAUACAAACAAAAAAAAAGAGAAUCGUGAGCAGAAAAGGGAUCAAGACUUUCCUGCUGCCGGCCACACCAAAACCCCCAGACUUUCUAAUACCUUGAAAAGUACUGUAAAGAAGAUUGCCAAGUGUUCAUCCACUCGCAACUUAUCCACUGAAGAAGACGAAGCUAACAAAGAAUUUUCCCUCUCACCAACGUUCAGUUACCGAGUAGCUAUUGCCAAUGGCCUACAAAAAAAUAUUAAUGUAACCAACAGUGAUAAUGAAGAUCUGCUUCAAGAGUUAUCUUCCAUUGAGAGUUCCUACUCAGAAUCCCUCAAUGAACUAAGGAGUAGUGCAGAAAACCAGCCACAGUCAACACUCAUGAUGCCGGUUAAACGCAAUAGGAAGAGUUCAAGCAGCCUGGCUCCUUCGGAGGGCAGCUCUGAUGGGGAACGCACUCUGCAUAGCUUAAAACUAGGAGCUUUACGUAAACUGAGGAAAUGGAAAAAGAGUCAAGACUGUGUCUCCUCAGAUUCAGAGUUGAGCACAAUGAAGAAAACCUGGGGAAUAAGAAGCAAAUCUUUGGACAGAACUGCCCGAAACCCAAAGACAAAUGCCCUGGAGCCAGGAUUCAGUUCCUCUGGCUGUAUUAGUCAAACACAUGAUGUCAUGGAAAUGAUCUUUAAGGAACUUCAGGGAAUAAGUCAGAUUGAGACAGAACUUUCUGAGCUAAGAGGGCAUGUCAAUGCUCUCAAGCAUUCCAUCGAUGAGAUCUCCAGCAGUGUGGAGGUUGUACAAAGUGAAAUUGAACAGCUACGUACAGGGUUCGUCCAGUCUCGGAGGGAAACCAGAGACAUCCAUGAUUAUAUUAAGCACUUAGGCCAUAUGGGUAGCAAGGCAAGCCUGAGAUUUCUAAAUGUGCCCGAAGAAAGAUUUGAAUAUGUUGAACUUGUGGUGUACCAAAUUCUAGUAGAUAAAAUGGGUUUUUCAGAUGCACCAAAUGCUAUUAAAAUUGAAUUUGCUCAGAGAAUAGGACACCAAAGGGACUGCCCAAAUGCAAAGCCGCGACCCAUACUGGUGUACUUUGAAACUCCUAAGCAAAGGGAUUCCGUCUUAAAAAAAUCAUAUAAACUCAAAGGAACAGGUAUCGGAAUCUCAACAGAUAUCCUUACUCAUGACAUCAGAGAAAGAAAAGAGAAAGGGAUACCAUCUUCGCAGACAUAUGAGAGCAUGGAUAUAAAGUUGUCUACUCCAGAGCCCCAAAUCAAGAAGAAUAAUUGGCAGCUACCAGAUGACAGUGAUGGAGAGCUGGAAUCUGACCUCAAUAGAAACAGUUAUGCUGUGCUUUCCAAGUCAGAGUUUCCAACAAAGGGAAGCAUUUCCAAGUCAAGUUCAAAGUCACACAGUGCUAGAGCCAAAAAUAAAACUGCUAGUAGCAGCAAAAGUUCAAAUAAAUCAGAUUAUAAUAAAAUUUCCUCACAAUUGCCAGAAUCAGAUACCUUGGAAAAGCAAACUACAACCCAUUAUGGAGAGGCAACCCCCCUCUGGCAUUCACAGAGUGAUUUUUUUACUGCAAAGCUUAGUCGUUCUGAAUCAGACUUUUCCAAACUCUGUCAAUCUUACUCUGAGGAUUUUUCAGAAAAUCAGUUUUUCACUAGGACGAAUGGAAGCUCCCUCUUGUCAUCCUCAGACCGGGAACUUUGGCAAAGGAGACAGGAGGGCACGCCUACCUUGUAUGACAGCCCCCAGGACUUACUUUUGGAUGGGGCUGUUCAGGGUGUCCAAGGGAACACAGAAACCGUGGACAGUGGGAUGAGUAAUGGCAUGGUAUGUGCAUCAGGAGACCAGAGUCAUUACAGCGAUUCUCAGCUCUCUUUACAUGAGGAUCUUUCUCCAUGGAAGGAAUGGAAUCAAGUAGAGCAAGGAGCUGAUUUAGGUUUGGAUUCAUCCACUCAGGAAGCUUUUGACUAUGACACAAACAGUCUAUCUGAUCAACAACUAGAUGUUUACAAUAAAGACCAAGAAGACUCGGGGAAGUGCCAUAGUGACCUUCAGGAUGACUCUGAGAGCUAUGAUUUAACCCAAGAUGACAACUCAUCUCCAUGCCCUGGAUUGGAUAAUGAACCACAAGGCCAAUGGGUUGGCCAAUACGAUUCUUAUCAGGAAGCCAAUUCUAAUGAUUUGUACCAAAAUCAAAGCCAGUUGUCCAUAGUGUAUCGAAGUGAGAGUGAAUUGCAAAGUGAUGAUUCAGAGGAUGCUCCGCCCAAAUCUUGGCAUAGUCGAUUAAGCAUUGACCUUUCUGAUAAGGCUUUCAGCUUCCCAAAAUUUGGAUCUACACUACAGCGGGCUAAAUCAGCCUUGGAGGUGGUGUGGAACAAAAGCACACAGAGUCUCAGUGGGUAUGAGGACAGUGGCUCUUCCUUAAUGGGGAGAUUUCGGACAUUAUCACAAUCAACUGCAAAUGAAUCAAGUACCACCCUGGACUCUGAUGUUUACACAGAACCUUAUUACUACAAAGCAGAAGAUGAGGAGGACUACAGUGAACCAGUGGCAGAUAAUGAAACAGAUUAUGUUGAAGUGAUAGAACAAGUUCUUGCUAAGCUAGAAAACAGGACUAGUAUUACUGAAACAGAUGAGCCAAUGCAGGAAUAUGAUCACUCUUCUUAUGAAACACCUUAUGAAACCCCUCAGGAUGAGGGAUAUGAUGGGCAGGCAGAUGAUGUGGUUAGUGAAGGAGGGUUGGAACCCUUAAAUGAAACGGUACCUGAAAUGGAAAUAAAAGAAGAUGAAAACCAAAACAUUCCUGAACAGCCCGUGGAAAUCACAAAGCCAAAGAGAAUCCGUCCCUCUUUCAAAGAAGCAGCUUUAAAAGCCUAUAAGAAGCAAAUGGCAGAAUUGGAAGAGAAGAUCCUGGCUGGAGAUAGCAGUUCUGUGGAUGAAAAGGCUCGAAUAGUAAGUGGCAAUGAUUUGGAUGCUUCCAAAUUCUCUGCGCUCCAGGCAUUUGGUGGGGCUGGGUGGGGACUUUAUGGUAUUGACAGUAUGCCAGAUCUCAGAAGAAAAAAAACUUUGCCUAUUGUACGAGAUGUGGCCAUGACCUUGGCUGCCCGGAAAUCUGGACUCUCCCUGGCUAUGGUGAUUAGGACAUCAAUGAACAACGAGGAACUGAAAAUACAUGUCUUCAAGAAGACCUUGCAGGCAUUGAUCUACCCCAUGUCUUCCACCACCCCACACAAUUUUGAGGUCUGGACAGCCACGACACCAACCUACUGUUACGAGUGCGAAGGGCUCCUGUGGGGCAUUGCCCGGCAAGGCAUGAAGUGCUUGGAGUGUGGAGUGAAGUGCCAUGAAAAGUGCCAGGACCUCUUGAACGCCGACUGUUUGCAGAGAGCAGCGGAGAAGAGUUCUAAGCAUGGUGCGGAAGACAAGACUCAGACAAUUAUUUCAGCUAUGAAAGAAAGAAUGAAGAUCAGGGAAAAAAAUAGGCCAGAGGUUUUUGAAGUAAUUCAAGAAAUGUUUCAGAUUUCUAAAGAGGAUUUUGUUCAGUACACAAAGGCAGCCAAACAGAGUGUAUUGGAUGGGACAUCUAAGUGGUCAGCAAAAAUAACCAUUACAGUGGUUUCUGCACAAGGGUUGCAGGCAAAAGACAAAACGGGAUCCAGUGAUCCAUAUGUUACAGUUCAAGUUGGAAAGAACAAAAGAAGAACUAAAACCAUUUUUGGAAAUUUGAAUCCAGUAUGGGAUGAGAAGUUUUAUUUUGAGUGCCAUAACUCCACAGAUCGAAUCAAAGUCAGAGUGUGGGAUGAAGAUGAUGAUAUCAAAUCCAGAGUCAAGCAACAUUUCAAAAAGGAAUCAGAUGAUUUUCUGGGACAAACAAUUGUCGAAGUGAGGACACUGAGUGGAGAAAUGGAUGUCUGGUACAACUUAGAGAAACGGACAGAUAAGUCUGCUGUAUCUGGGGCCAUUCGAUUGAAAAUCAAUGUGGAAAUAAAAGGAGAGGAGAAGGUUGCUCCAUAUCAUAUACAAUAUACAUGUUUACAUGAGAAUCUGUUCCAUUACUUGACUGAAGUGAAAUCUAAUGGUGCAGUGAAAAUCCCAGAGGUCAAAGGGGAUGAAGCCUGGAAGGUUUUCUUUGAUGAUGCUUCCCAAGAAAUAGUCGAUGAGUUUGCCAUGCGCUAUGGGAUUGAAUCCAUUUAUCAAGCUAUGACGCACUUCUCAUGUCUGUCUUCUAAAUACAUGUGCCCUGGUGUCCCUGCCAUCAUGAGCACCUUGCUGGCGAAUAUAAAUGCUUUCUAUGCUCACACGACAGUUUCAACAAAUGUGCAGGUUUCUGCCUCAGAUCGAUUUGCCGCUACCAAUUUUGGUAGGGAAAGAUUCAUAAAACUACUAGACCAGUUGCACAACUCUUUAAGGAUUGACCUGUCAAAGUAUAGGGAAAACUUUCCUGCUGGCAAUGCUGAAAGACUGCAAGACCUGAAAUCAACUGUGGACUUGCUAACAAGUAUCACCUUUUUUAGACUGAAGGUUCUGGAGCUGCAAAACCCCCCAAAGGCCAGCAUGGUGGUAAAGGACUGUGUCAGAGCUUGCCUGGAUGCUACGUACAAGUACAUUUUUGAUAAUUGCCACGAACUCUAUUCCCAGCUAAUAGACCCGAGUAAGAAACAGGACAUUCCUCGGGAAGAGCAGGGACCAACCACCAAGAAUUUGGAUUUUUGGCCCCAACUUAUUACCCUGAUGGUCACUAUUAUUGAUGAGGAUAAAACUGCCUACACACCUGUCCUGAAUCAGUUUCCUCAAGAACUGAACAUGGGAAAAAUAAGUGCUGAGAUUAUGUGGACCCUUUUUGCUCUGGAUAUGAAAUAUGCACUAGAAGAACAUGAAAAGCAGCGGUUGUGUAAGAGCACCGACUAUAUGAAUUUGCAUUUCAAAGUGAAAUGGUUUUAUAAUGAAUAUGUGCGAGAACUUCCUGCCUUCAAGGAUGCCAUUCCUGAGUACUCCUUGUGGUUUGAGCCUUUUGUCAUGCAGUGGCUAGAUGAAAAUGAAGAUGUGUCAAUGGAGUUUCUUCAUGGAGCACUAGGAAGAGACAAAAAAGAUGGAUUUCAGCAGACAUCUGAUCAUGCCCUCUUCUCUUGUUCCGUGGUUGAUGUAUUUGCUCAGCUUAAUCAGAGCUUUGAGAUUAUUAAGAAACUGGAAUGCCCUAACCCUGAAGCAUUAUCUCACUUAAUGAGAAGAUUCGCAAAGACUAUCAAUAAAGUACUGCUUCAGUAUGCUGCAAUUGUAUCAAGUGAUUUUAGUUCCUACUGUGAUAAGGAAAAUGUGCCCUGUAUACUGAUGAACAAUAUUCAGCAAUUACGGGUCCAGUUGGAAAAAAUGUUUGAAUCCAUGGGAGGAAAAGAGUUAGAUCCUGAAGCUAGUGCUAUUCUGAAGGAACUUCAAGUUAAACUCAGCGGGGUUCUUGAUGAGCUCAGCAUCACUUACGGGGAAAGUUUCCAGCUUAUCAUUAAGGAGUGUGUAAAACAGAUGGGAUUUGAACUAAAUCAAAUGAGAACAAAUGGAAAUACUGCAUCUAAUAAGAACAGUGCAGCAAUGGAUGCAGAGAUUGUAUUAAGACCUCUCAUGGACUUCUUGGACAAAACAUUGAGUCUCUCAGCAAAAAUCUGUGAGAAAACAGUUCUGAAGCGACUUUUGAAAGAGCUGUGGAAGCUAGUUCUAAACAAAAUAGAAAAACAGAUUGUUCUCCCUGCUCUGACAGAUCAAACAGGACCCCAGAUGAUUUUCAUCACUGCUAAAGAUCUUGGACAAUUAUCGAAACUAAAGGAGCACAUGAUUCGAGAGGAUGCCAAGGGUCUGACGCUAAGGCAGUGCACCAUAAUGGAGGUGGUCCUGGCUACCAUCAAGCAAUACUUUCAUGCGGGAGGAAAUGGCCUCAAAAAGAAUUUCUUGGAGAAAAGCCCAGAUCUUCAAUCUCUGAGAUAUGCUCUCAGUCUUUAUACCCAAACGACUGAUGCCUUGAUAAAGAAGUUCAUAGACACUCAAACCUCACAGAGUCGCUCCUCCAAAGAUUCAGUGGGUCAGAUAUCUGUUCAUGUGGACAUCACCACCACCCCAGGAACUGGAGAGCAUAAAGUCACUGUGAAAGUGAUGGCUAUUAAUAACCUGAACUGGCAGACCACCGCCAUGUUCCGCCCCUUCGUGGAAGUUUGUAUUCUGGGACCCAAUCUUGGAGACAAGAAGAGAAAACAAGGCACAAAGACAAAAAGCAACACCUGGUCACCCAAGUACAAUGAAACAUUUCAGUUUAUUCUGGGUAAUGAAAACCACCCAGGAGCCUAUGAACUUCAUCUCUCAGUUAAGGAUUACUGCUUUGCCCGAGAAGAUCGAAUUAUCGGCAUGACAGUGAUUCAGCUACAGAGCAUAGCAGAAAAGGGAAGCUAUGGGGCAUGGUAUCCCCUUUUGAAAAAUGUUUCUAUGGAUGACACCGGUUUGACUAUUCUUAGAAUACUCUCUCAGAGGACCAGCGAUGAUGUGGCUAAAGAAUUUGUAAGACUUAAAUCUGAAACAAGAUCUGCUGAAGAGAGUGCUUGAAAGGAAUACUGAAGAUACCAUCUUCGAGAAUGCAUACACUAUAAUUGUUUGACUACUGCAUGCAUGUGCAAAUACAUGGGAAUGUUUAUUUCACUACAUUUCGGUGUUUGCCAGUAAUCACGUACAAUGUCUACAAGGUACGUGGAAAACCUGCUGAACUUGUAUACAUACCAUCACUGGUCUUUGGGAAAUAAAUGUUCCAUGAAGUGCCAAAAUUAUGAUGUAAACUGAAAUAUCCAGAUCUUUUUAAAUGUUUAUUGCAUCUCAUUAACAAUUUUUCACCCACUAAGCAUACUGAAAAACAAUUAAGUCUUUUCAGUUCAUCUAUUAGUUGUUUUUGUUAAAUUAGUUUCAAUUGCCCAUAGAUCAGAAAGAUUUGUUACUCAAAUUCUGUUUUAUUUAGACUUACCUCAUUGUAGAUGUCUUAGAAAUACCCUUUUCUAUUACAACUAGAAAUGCAGUCACCACUAGAAAGCAUUUGUAAUUUUAUAGUUGAAGAUAUAUUGUGAUGAUUUUUGCAUACAAAUUAAAAUAGAAAAGGUGGGAAAUAUUUUAUGCUGACCAGUUUCCAACCUUUCUGAAAUAUCACUGUGAAGAAAUGCUAUUAAAGCAAACUUAUACAAAGCAAUGCUAAAUAGUUUGUUAACAAUGUUUGAUAUAUUGACAAAACUUUGUUCUUCAAAACUGCCACAGCCACAUCACAUUUGUUAAAAAGGUAAGUUGAUGCACUUGCCACCUAGCAUUAUGUCUUGGCUUUAUCAAAUUUAAUUCUUUACAAAGUCAUGUAAUAGAAAGUUUUUUAAAAAAAAUAUCUAUCAUAAGUAACUACCAUUAGUGUUUUCCCUCUGACAGAUAUGACUAACUCCUUAAUUCCUUAGCACUGUAAUCAGUUCAAUGCUUUUUUCUUUUAAAAAUAUUCAACGAUUUGUACUAAAUACAGCAUUACUAUAUAUUGCACUGGAACGAAAAGCCUUGUCUUCAUCUACUUAAUGAAAAAUGUAAAACAGAAUCUAAAGAAACUGCUUACAAUCUUGUAAUUUAUGUUAUUUAUAAGACCAAGAUGCAUCAGAUGAAAUAGGAAAACAAUAACUAAGUUGGAUUUUUGACUAUGAAAUACUUCAUGAAUAUUUGCAUUUGCUGUAUCUUUAUGGUUUGACUUUUUGGAGUCUCUCUAAAUAGUUGGCUGUAGAGCAGUACUUUGAAACAUGCUCAUAACUGUUAGUGGACAACAUAUAGCUGCAGAAACAAGAACCAAUUACAAUGAUUGUGUUUUGUGAACAAGCUGGUCUGGUAUGUUAAGAACAAAGUUAAUAUUAUCCUGAAUCUCAGAACCAUUCUGCUCCUGGGUGUGAAAACACAGACCAGUGAAAUCCACUAAUUCAUGUUAAAUUGUUAGGCAGUUGCUUUGUUAAUGACUUCUCCAAAUGCAUAGUGCAACGUGAUCCUGUGGCAUACGCAUUAAUAAAUGGAUGUAUAUUGAGAACAUGCAACA
Myotis daubentonii (Daubenton's bat) is the source of this 8134-nucleotide messenger RNA. It is a transcript of the gene UNC13C, whose product is annotated as unc-13 homolog C. The coding region runs from base 4 to 6642 and encodes 2212 amino acids. Gene Ontology annotation, biological process: dense core granule priming; synaptic transmission, glutamatergic; synaptic vesicle priming. The record is from RefSeq and is a predicted model, not a curated record. The transcript has 32 exons. Gene Ontology annotation, molecular function: phospholipid binding; diacylglycerol binding; calcium ion binding. NCBI's taxonomy places the organism in Eukaryota, Metazoa, Chordata, Mammalia, Chiroptera, Vespertilionidae. Gene Ontology annotation, cellular component: neuromuscular junction; presynaptic active zone cytoplasmic component; synaptic vesicle membrane.